This is a messenger RNA of Meloidogyne enterolobii, 901 nucleotides long. Lineage: Eukaryota; Metazoa; Nematoda; Chromadorea; Rhabditida; Meloidogynidae. The record is from the annotation of a GenBank genome assembly.
CCAGAUGGAACUUAACGACCAAUAUGAACGCACACUUUAUGUCUGCAAUUUUGAUGAAAAAGUUGAUGAUAAACUUUUGGAGGAAAUUUUUGUUCAGGCAGGUCCAAUUGAAUCUGUUACUAUUCGAGAAAAAGUUGAGAAAACUUCUUCAGCAGGGAAAAGCCCAGAAAGAUUUCGUUUUGCUUUCGUUGAAUUUUCGCAUGUCGAAUCUGUUCUUUUUGCCUGCAAAAUAAUGGAUGCAAUUGAAUUGUAUGGAAGAAAAUUGAAAGUUACGCCGAGGGAUAGUACUAAACAGAAAGAAAUUUAUACAAAAAAUGGAAUGCGAGAAAAAUCUUUUGAAUUGCAUCGUGAACAAAAUAAUGAAAGAAGUGAUCGGCGGGAAAGAAACAGAUCGGAUGGGUUUGAACAACGAAACCAACUUUUUCAUUAUCCAGAUCAACCGACUCCAAUUAAUCAACUUGGUGAUAUGAGAGAUUUCCAACCUGGUAGAAUUGGUGAUAUGAAAAUGUCUUCAUCUUGGUCUGCUCCAGUCUUGCAUUAUAAUCAGCCUGUUCGUUUUUAUGAGGAUAACUUUUUGCCUCCUCCUCCACCGCCGCCACCAAUGCCUCUUUUUAAUACACCAAAAACAACCGGACAAGGGAAUCAUAAAAUGGGCCAAAAAUCAAAACAAAAUAAUAAUUGGAAUAAGUCUCAAUCUUCACAAAAAGAUCGACAAUCGAACAACAAAAAUUCGCAACCACAAAGAUAUUCUUGGCCAAGACCCUAUCAACGUUGAUCUGUAUUUUUUGAAAGUAAUUUCUUUUAAAUUCUUUUUUCCAAAAAAAAGAUUCCUCAUAAUUCCCUUUAUUUUAAACAGUUUUUUUCUGGUAGUUUUUUUUGGUUUGUACAUUGCAUUUUUGUU